Molecule: messenger RNA, 2551 nt
Organism: Dendrobium catenatum
Lineage: Eukaryota; Viridiplantae; Streptophyta; Magnoliopsida; Asparagales; Orchidaceae
Exons: 7
Coding region: 164-2191 (675 amino acids)
Source: RefSeq, a predicted model, not a curated record
AGUGCCAAACAAACCCCUGCGGCUUAUCAGAGAACUACACAGAAGAGACAGCCAAAGAGCAAGAACGAGAGAGAGGGGGGCGGGGCUUACCAUUACUCGGCCACGGGAAGAAGAAGAGGUCCUCCGCUUGUUCCCGCAUUCGAGUAAGGAGAACAAUGUUCAAAUGGCCCAGCAUAGGCAAUCGGGCACCGAUCGAUUUUCUGCUCGGAGCCAGAUCGACGUUGCUAUUGCUGGAGACCAGAUCGGCCUCCGGAUGCCACAAAAGAUUGGCCGGAUUCGCCGUGCCAAGCCUCAGCGCCACUUUUCCUACGCCGCAGUGGUCAUCGGAGUGACUCUCCUCGUUGGCUUCUACCUCUCCAUCCUCGCCUUCCACCGCCUAUCCGGUUUUAGAGAAUUACCGAGUAGAUUAAAGGACUACGGCGAAAAGAACAAAUCCAAGCCUCGGCCGAGAUUGGAGCGCACGAUGGCUUUCAAGGAACUCAGAUUUGGCCACUUAACCAACGGGAGUGGCCGGGAUUCGAGAGACUGGGACAGGGACGACCGGAGGAGGGACGAUGAUUACAGUGAGGAGGAAGCCACUGGGAGGAAGUCGGGGAAUGAUUCCGGAAAGAUCAAGCUUCCAGAGGAGGGUACGGCUGAGAGGGCACAAGGGAAAAGCGGGAGCGGGAGAUUGUAUAAUGAAGGCGGGCGAAAGGAGUUGGAUUCUUACAGGAAGAAAUAUGAGGAUUCUUUGAAUAAUGGUGCGCGGGCAAGGGAUGAUGGUAGGAUGGAGCAGGCUAAUCCUUUUGACGAGUAUGAUGAUGGCUUUGAUGAGCAGGAUGAACAUGAAGAUUUGCGCGAUGAGGGGGAGCACUGGGCUCAUUCAAGCGACAGUGAAGUAGUUUCUGGUGGUGCUGGUGAUGAAAUCGGGAGGUGGAGCGAUGCUGGUGGAGUUAGAAAAGGUGCAUUGUCGAAUUCAAAUGUGAAAGCUUUUGGUGAGGUUUCAAGCAAUGUUGGUCGGCAGUCUCAAAUGGAGGGUGGUGAUGGUGUUGGGGGUGCAGGCAGGGAAUCUAGUUCUGGUUCAGGGAAGAAAGUUGAAUUGAAAAGAAAGCCUAAACACCACAAGUCUUCUCGUUCAUCUUGUGAAAUGAAGUUCCUAGAUUCUACAGCUCUGCUUGUAGAACCUCUUGAGAACAAGAAAUUUUCCAGAUUUUCGUUGCAGUAUGUAGAAAUUGAAGAAAGGCCCAGCGGGACAGAAGACUGGGAACCGAGAUUUGCUGGCCAUCAGUCUCCUCGAGAAAGAGAACAUUCAUAUUAUGCACACGACCAAAAAAUCAACUGCGGGUUUAUUAAAGGUCCUCCCGGGUUACGUAAUACUGGUUUUGAUCUGGCAGAAGAUGACAUAAAAUACAUGAGCAGUUGCCACAUAGCUGUAUCUUCAUGCAUCUUUGGAAAUUCUGAUCAUUUAAGAACACCUUAUCUCAAAACGAUUUCACGCCAGUCUAGGAAGAAUGUCUGCUUUAUUAUGUUUGUGGAUGAAAUUACAUUGCAGACGUUGCUUUCAGAAGGCCAGAAGAUGGAUAGUACAGGUUCUAUUGGUUUGUGGAAGAUUGUGGUUGUUCACAACUUGCCUUACCCUGAUAUGAGGAGAGUUGGGAAAAUUCCCAAGUUCUUAACACAUCGACUUUUCCCAUCUGCUAGAUAUUCAAUCUGGCUUGAUAGCAAAUUACGUCUACAAAAUGAUCCCUUCCUCAUCUUAGAAUAUUUCCUUUGGCGGCGAGGUUAUGAAUAUGCCAUCUCCAACCAUUAUGACCGGCAUUGUGUUUGGGAGGAGGUUGCCCAGAACAAGAAACUAAACAAGUACAACCACACUGUCAUUGAUCAACAAUUUGAAUUCUAUCAGUCAGAUGGCCUGAAACAAUUUGACCCAUCAGAUCCCAACAAAUUGCUUCCUAGCUAUGUGCCGGAGGGCUCCUUCAUUGUGCGAGCGCACACGCCAAUGUCAAACUUAUUUUCAUGUCUUUGGUUUAAUGAAGUGGACCACUGGACUCCUCGUGACCAGCUGAGCUUUGCAUAUACUUAUUUGAAGCUCAGAAGGAAGAAUCCUGACAAAAACUUCCAUCUGAACAUGUUCAAGGAUUGUGAGAGGCGGUCCAUAGCAAAGCUUUUUCGCCACAGAGCAGAAGAUAGAAGAAAUAUCUCUAUACAAUAACAAUUGUUAUAGCCAAUUCUUGCAACAUAGGUGGUGUGGAUGCAGUUUGAACUGAAUUGAAGCCUCUCAACUCCACUGUUGCAACAGAACAGCUCUUUAUUUGGGCUCAGGAUGAAAUAUAAUCCUUCUCUAUUUACACUAUGACAUCUCAACCUCCAUGAUAUAGUUUUAUUAGUUCUUUAGAUAUCUGUAUUUUUAGUAUAAAAUCCCGGUUCUUUGUUGCUAUCUUUUUAUUGAUUGAUUUUUUAAAACUUGAAUGGCUCUAUUUUUGAUCUGAGGAUUAUUAGAUCUGGAUUUGGAUGCAAAAUUUGUAGAACUUGCCCCACUGAUGCAAAUUGAAUAUAUUAUCAUUUUACAACU